Fusarium sp. VM40 is the source of this 726-nucleotide messenger RNA. Lineage: Eukaryota; Fungi; Ascomycota; Sordariomycetes; Hypocreales; Nectriaceae. The record is from the annotation of a GenBank genome assembly.
AUGGUCCGAAUCUCACCUAUUUUGCGCAAACGAUUGUUAUUUGCGGCCAAGGUUACAGCGGGGGUAUCUGCCGCUGGUGCUGGAACUUUUCACCUUGUUACACAGAAAUGCUACUUUGAACCAUUUGGUCCAGGAAAUGGAAAAUCGCUAUUUGAACAUCCUUUGCUGAAGCAAAUCAAUCCCUGGAACAAACCGGUCUCGCACGACUCUUGUGUCAGAGAAGUUCCGUUUGAGAAGCUUGACCCCACGCUUAUCGAGGAUGCAAAAAAUGGUGGAACACAGCUGAUCGAGAGGUUUAUCGCUGGAAUGUGGGGAGGGUUUGGCUACGCCGUACAACGAAAGAUCAUGACAUUCACCAAAGAUGACGUUAAUAAGAGUGACGUCUGGGACAAGAAAGAUCUUUUGCAAUGUACCUACGAGCCAGGCACAUUCUUUACCAAUCACUUUCUUGUCCUUUCCAAGACACCAACAUGCAUUACGAUGCGCGGAUGUUUUAAUCCCCACCAGUCACCACCAGUACCAACGGACAUAGACAAUAUUGUCGAGUUGUACGCUGAGUUAGAUGAGGUCAGAAAGGUGGCGGUCCUCAAACUGAGGGUCAUAACAUUUGAUGGAAGACAGGAGGCGAGUGACAAGGAGGAUCCUUUUGGCGGUGUGGGUGGAUGGCUACAUAAACGGUAUUCUACUUUGCUGGUUGAGUCCGGUGCUAGAAAUUGUUUAGCAUAA